GAUCCUCUCAGCGCUAGAGAGACACACCGGGGUGUGUGAUCCUCAGCAGAUGAAGAAUUAUUGUAUUAAACAGCCAUCGUUUCAGUGUCUUAACCAUAGAGACACUGCAACCUCGACUGAUUUCCAUAAAGCCAUAAUGUAUUUGUAGUACGAGAAGAAGAAAAAUGUUCGUGGACACGGCAUUAGUCGUUAUUUCUUCAUUGAUGGGAUUGCACGUCACAGGGGGCAUCUCUGUGGACAAUGAAGUUUAUCAGAGACCGCAUCGGCGCUUGGCUAACGGAUUGACUGGCCCUGUAUACCAGCAUAUGGGUGUUCUCGGUCAGGAAAAGGCUUUAGGAUUUAAUGGGGAAUUGCUUCAGGCCCAGUCCCGUGGACGGCUGGCAAAGCUGAUGCCCGCAGGGUUUCUACGAUCCCAUUUCCAGAGAGCUCCACAGAGGCAAUCAGAUGUCAGCUUCCUGCAAAACACUGACCAUGUGGAGAACAAGCCUGUAUCUGCCCACCAUACGGUCACAAUGGAGGAGAAUGAUGACAUCGAGCUGUACGUGUCGUCUGUCGGAGCAUCAGAACCUGUGGCUCAUGAGGAAAUGAUCCGAUUGCUCAACAUCAACACCCUUCACCACAGCUCUGGGCCGCUUGCCACCACUGAAGCAUCCACUGAGAAGACCGUUUUCAAAGACCACCAUGAGAAGAACAGCGUUUGGGGUAAAGACGGCUUCUAUGUGCUGGUUAUCUGCCUCACAAUAUUCAUCAUCGUCGUCACCUGUUUAAUGGUGCUUUACCGAAUAAAGGAGAAGGAAUUCUUGGAUCAUCAGCUCAAAGACCCAUCCCCGCCCAGCCGGGACAUACAGCUGGCACCCAUCCCUGUUCAUGGUGCUCAGCCCCCUCUGACCCUCAAGAACAGUAUGGUCCAGGCCAACCAGACGUCCAAACCCAGUGCCACCCUUUCUACCAGCAGCACAAGCGCCCCAUCCUGUAACAUCAGCAUCCAUCCGACUCAUUCCAGCGUGACGGCGUCAGAGCCGCAGUGCCCACCGGGCCACUCUGUGGCUGAACUCAAACCCACUGUGUCCUCCACACAUUCACCCUUCAGGAUGAAGUCUGUUGCAGGCCUGCAGGAGCGACGUGGAUCUAAUGUCUCGCUGGUGCUGGACAUGAGUGCUUUGGGUUCCGUUGAGCCUUUGAGUAGUGGGGUCGUGACCCCACGUGAGCGUGCCACUCAGGAAUACCUGCAGUCAGCCGGUCGGGUCCUCUCACGGCAUCAGCUUCGUGACAUCACUCUGAACACACCGCUGCUGCAUGCAGAGUUUGCCGAAAUUCCAAUGAACUUUGUGGAUCAGAAAGAACUGGAUAUCCCAAAUCAUGGAUCAAAGAAUAGAUACAAGACCAUUUUGCCAAAUCCACAUUCCAGAGUUAUUCUGAAGAGUAAGAACUCAAACGACCUGCUCAGCAGUUACAUUAAUGCCAACUACAUAAGAGGCUAUCUCAAAGAUGAGAGAGCCUUCAUUGCCACUCAGGGUCCAAUGAUCAAUACGGUGAAUGACUUCUGGCAAAUGGUCUGGCAAGAGGACUGCCCUAUCAUCAUCAUGAUUACUAAACUGAAAGAAAAAAAUGAAAAAUGUGUUCUGUACUGGCCUGAGAAGAGGGGGAUCUAUGGAAGGGUGGAGGUCUUCGUUAAUAAUGUGAAGGAAUGUGACCACUAUAUAAUCCGCUCCCUUACACUAAAGCAAGGAGGCCAGAGUCGUAAAGUGCAGCACUACUGGUAUACCUCAUGGCCGGACCAUAAGACCCCAGAGAGCGCUGGACCCCUGCUGCAGUUAGUUAAUGAUGUUGAGGAGGACAGGAGAGGCUUUACAUCCCGUGGGCCGGUUAUUGUACAUUGCAGCGCUGGAAUUGGUCGGACGGGGUGUUUCAUAGCCACGUCAAUCGGCUGUCGUCAGUUGGAGUUGAAGGGAGUUGUGGAUGUGCUGGGAAUUGUGUGCCAACUUCGGACAGACAGGGGUGGAAUGAUCCAAACGGAGGAACAAUAUGAAUUUGUGCAUCAUGUCUUGAGUCUCUAUGAAAGCCGCCUUCCUGUGGAGCCUGGACCGUGAACAGCUAGAGGAGCUUCAUCGUUCAUACCAAGAGAUCUGCUAUUGCCAUGAGCUUUCUGAUUCAGGAGAGGAGACCGCAGAUAAUGUUUGUGAAGAUGGAUCUUUGUGGAAUUUUGUUCUGUGCGUGUCAAGGCAAGGGUUGCACACAUCACAACUGCCGGCAAAUGUAUUUCUUGGCAUAUUUUUUAAAUAGCCUCUUCCGUGCUUUCCAAGGCCACUAGUGUUAAGUGUCACUGUACAAGGUCUAGUUCCACUAAACAAUGCUUUUUAAAAACAGUAUAUACAGCAUAACAUUUUUUUAUAUCAUUUUCCUGAAUAUAUCUGAAUAUAGGCUUAAAUAUUCUCAAUUGUUUUCAUGAGCAGUAUAAAUUAGGUAUUAAAAUUCUGUGUGUCAUAAUACGAUCAUCAGAUGUAUUUUAUUAGAAUACAUAUUUGUUUUUCACUUUUGUACUUAUUGGUUAAUGGUUUGUAGGCAUAUUUUAUUCUGCUGAUGCUAAACACAAUUUUUAAAUAUUCAGAAUGUGUUUCCUGUGUUUCUGCUACUGAAUCUACAGUGGCGCAACAUAAUAUUUAGUUUGAGCUGCGGUUCACAGUCUGAACUGAAUGUUAUGAGAAAAGGACUGGAUGCCUCAGAAUUUCUUUUGCGUUGGCACUGCUGAAUUCACAAAACAACAGCAAACCCAGAACAAAUGACUUUUUUGAGUGGAUUCCUUUAAAUAACUAACACAUGUGGAAUUCAUCAACAUUUGAAUUGUUCUAGAGACUCACUAAAUCUGUCACUGAUUCUUUAGUGGAUCCUGAAUGAUUAAGUGGCUUAAAAAAAAGAGAAUCAAGAGGAAAAAAACAAACGAAUUUGGGGAAAAAAUAUUUCAAAUUUAAGAGGUGUUACUUGUGUAUUAUAAUUAUGAAAUAUUCAUAUUAAUGCAUACACAGUUUUAGUGUGAACGUUCAUGUAUGCUGGGACCACAAGGGUUUUGCUGCUAAUACUGCAUUCGUUUAUGGCUUUAGAAAUUAAAUAUGUUGUAUGAAAGUGAAUAUUUCUAAUACAUUCGUUUUCUAUCGUAUUUAUUAUUCUGAAAAUGAUUGUUACUAUUACCUGAUACUUUUAUAAACUAUGGUUAUUGUCAGUGUGCACUGUAAUGCUAUAUAUUUUCCACUGUGUGGGCUUAAUGUUAGGCAGUCAGUGACUUUUCCUAUUUAUGCUUAAUGAUGAUUAAUGUUAAUUGAAUUUUGUAAAUAAUAAACGAUCUAUCAUAACCACAAUAACAAGAUUAUAAGCUGCACAUAUAAAUGCCUCAGACAGUGAGGGUAGUAGUAUAAGCAACCCAAACUAACGAUCUGAGCUGUUUUUAUAUAAUACUUUUGUUGUGGUCGAACUGAUUAGUAAUGUGUAUUGGUACAGUAUGUAUAUUAGAAAUGCGUAACUUAGAAGUUUAACUUUAAGAACUAUAAAUUUAGAAGCUAUUGGUUAAUGCUAUACAGAGAGUUCUUUCCAUUUACAUUGUGUGUUUGGUCCUAUAACAAUGUUAAACCGUCACCUUAAGCCAUAAUAUCUCAUGUUUACAUUCUUGGCACUGCAAGUUCAUCCAAUAUGCCCAUCUGUUAUUACCUCCGUCAUGUGAAAAGUGUUUUUGUAAAGUGAAACAGGAAUUAUGAUUCUGACUUUAUGGUCAUUACUGCCAAUAAAUGAACCUGGGUUGUCAA
Carassius gibelio (silver crucian carp) is the source of this 3794-nucleotide messenger RNA. Its product is annotated as tyrosine-protein phosphatase non-receptor type 5. Gene Ontology annotation, biological process: protein dephosphorylation. NCBI's taxonomy places the organism in Eukaryota, Metazoa, Chordata, Actinopteri, Cypriniformes, Cyprinidae. Bases 165 to 2090 code for a protein of 641 amino acids. The transcript is spliced from 13 exons. Gene Ontology annotation, molecular function: protein tyrosine phosphatase activity. The record is from RefSeq and is a predicted model, not a curated record.